UCUUAUAAGAUAAACGUUGUCAUAAAAUGUCAUAAAAUACUUAAGGGGCUCAGUGACGUGUGCCCCACUGCUUGGGAAUGUCGCCAAUCUAGACUUAAAGUUCCUCUGGACCGCAGACGAAACUGUCACAACGCAAAGUCAUAGUUUCGGAUUUUGACGAUCUUUGUGGAGUAAGAGUUUUGUCUUCAAAGUUAUCACUAGCUUAUAACUGCUUGAAUCAACGCUAUGGGAAAGCAAGUCAAGUUCAUGUUAACAUGUGUGAUAAUGUUUUUGGCAAUCAACCUGUCAGGCACCGUCCCUACGCACAGUCCAGGCAGUCCAGGUGCUUUAGAAAUGAGCGUUAUUAUAGUUGGCUCUACAGUCGGUUUCCUUACCAUGUGUGCCUUAAUCUGCUGUUGCUAUUGUAAACGAAGGAGAGGAGGCGUGAUACAAACCCCUAGAAAUGCCAUUGUGUACACAACAGCGACCGUACCAGUAGGACAAGGCUACUCAAUUGGGCUGUCGUCACCUCCACCAAAUACAGGAUAUGGGCCAGGAAUGUCUCAACAGUUCGUUGCACAGGGGUCAGGGAUACAGGCGCCAAAUGCCUGAUAUGGACCAGGAAUGAUACCACCAACCACAGAACUAGGACCAGAAUUGACACACGAUUCAUUACCAUGGGAACCUGUAACUGCAUCGGAUGCACC
Messenger RNA from Lingula anatina, 686 nucleotides. RefSeq lists its product as uncharacterized. Lineage: Eukaryota; Metazoa; Brachiopoda; Lingulata; Lingulida; Lingulidae. The record is from RefSeq and is a predicted model, not a curated record.